AAAAACCAUUCAAAAUCAUUCGUUUCGUUUUACAGAUUAAUUACAGCUUAGAGUUUAUAAUAUCGUACAAUGUUUUUUAAAAUUUCUUUUUUAUUGCUAUCUAUUAUUUUAACAGCAAAUACUGUUCUGGGCCAAACUGAAGAUGAUAUUCUCAGAGAUUCGUACGAAAAUUGUAGAAUAUGGGCAAAUAAACCUGAGGGUGAAACAUUUACAAUGGUUGAAUUUUGGUACUAUAUGGGGAAAAAUGAGAGCGACAGAAUUCGAAUACUAAAGAACAGCCCUAUGUACGGCAAUUGGUCACCUCAAAAUCCGGAUUUAGAAGAAUUUGGUAAACUUUUUAAACAAAUAUGUAGCGAACGUGGCGUUUUUGUAAAAGACUGGGCAGCAUCUAGGAAAGCUAAAGCAGCAAAAAUUACAAUAGACGAGAUUGCAGUCUUAGAAACGGAACAAACUGAUGACGAAGAUGAAGAGCGAGCUCUAAGAAAUUCGUUCAGUGAUUGUAAAAAAUGGCUGGGUGAACCUCGAGAUGCUAAUAUUGGAUUGAGUGGGUUUUGUUGUUACAUGGGAUUAGGCCAAAGCAAUAAAGUAUUAGAUAAUUACUUAAAAAACAAUCAACAUGCCUUUGAAAGAAUGUCACAUAACUACGCUAUGAAUUAUGGUUCAACUCAAGGUCCUAUAGACUUUACACUGUAUUGUGGACUUUUUAAAUACAUAUGCAGCAUUAAUGGCGUUCCUCUAGAAGAUUUGACAGCGCUAAGAAAAAGUGAAGCAGCAGCAAGGACAAUCAAUGAGUAUUUGUCGCUAACUUUAAAUUAACGUGAUUAGUUCGUUAAAAAUAAAGGUUACAAGAAGGCAAAAUAGAUAAUUUUUCAUAGUCCAAUAUUAGCAUGUUAAUAAUGUUGAAAAAUGUUUAAAAAAUACGUCAAAACGAAUUGUAUGUCAA
Adelges cooleyi (spruce gall adelgid) is the source of this 943-nucleotide messenger RNA. RefSeq lists its product as uncharacterized. The record is from RefSeq and is a predicted model, not a curated record. The transcript is spliced from 5 exons. NCBI's taxonomy places the organism in Eukaryota, Metazoa, Arthropoda, Insecta, Hemiptera, Adelgidae. Bases 70 to 816 code for a protein of 248 amino acids.